AGUUCGCCUGGUUUCGUUGCCUUGGUAUUGCCGCACAGUGUGACUGCCGCGGGUUGACCGGCGCUGAGCUGCUUCUGGCUACUCUAGCCUUAUUGCCACCUGUGCUGUUUAACAAGCCUUUACCCUUGUUUUUCAACUUUUCGGCAGGUCGCAUAGCCAGCGAAAAUGGCGCUUAGCCUUCCCGCAACGUCGCACUGCGCCGGCCACCUAGUCGCAGGCCUUCCUGCCCUCUGCAAACCGACGCGCACCUCGUCUCACCGCAUUUUACCCCGCCAUUCUAAUCUAUCCGCUGCCGGACCCGUUCUUUCCCGUGGGAGGAUGAGCCUGACCGCGUAUCAGCUCGCGUCGCUGGUUCCGCUGCCGCUUAUCGCCCACGCGGCAGCCGCGUCAGCGAAGCUCCAGCGACAUUCCGCGCUCACGUCGCGCGCCGUCGCCCGCCAAUCAGAUUUGUCGCAGGAUGUCCCGUCAAAACUGUCGCGGCCAAAUACGUCGCAAGGCCUUCCACCGAUCGCCUUCACCUUUCAGGCGGCUUCGGCGGCUGUAGCGGCAGCCGUAGCCGCCGCUACAUCCGCGCUCGCUGCGCUAACCGCGCCGGCGGCGCUCGCCGUCGAUUCAGACGCGGUCUCCCGCUACGAGCAGAUCGCCGGGAAGGCCAUCCAACGCUCUGUCGUUACAAUCACAUCCGCCGCAGCCUCUGGGCCCGUUAAUGCCACAUCCGGUGGGGAGGCCGCCGGAGCCGCCGCCGCCGCAUCCGCCGCUGGGGAGGCUGCUAGCGCCGCUGUUGGCGCCGUGUCCGACGCCGUCUCUGCCGCCGUACCUUCCGCCGUGACAGACGCCGUCACUGCCGCCGCAACUUCCGCCCCGGAAACCGUUAGCGUCGCCGCUGCCGCUGUGUCUGACGCCGUCUCCGCCGCCGCAUCUGCCGCCGCACCUGCCGCGGUGACUGAAGCCGCGUCCGCCGCCGCGUCUGCCGCCGCUUCUGCAGCGGCUGGAGUCGCGGACCUCUUCACCAGCGCCGCACCCGCCGCCGCAUCUGCCGCCGUAUUCGACGCCGAAGUGGCUCUCGUGUUCGCAGGCGCAGCGGGAGCGACGGCGCUUCUGGUGGGCGCGUUCUCGUCUCUCUUGAAAAAGCGGUACGCGGGCGAUCUAACCCCCGAAGCGGCUCUGGAAAAGGUGGCGGAAAAAGCGGCGGAGGAGUGGGAGGAGGAGGGCGAGGCGGUUGUUCUGCUGGACAUUCGCGACGCCAAGGAGCGAAGCCGGUCGGGUAACCCGACGCUGAAGAGCUCGCCGAAGCGGCUGGUGGCGCUGGCGUACCGCGAGGAUUCGGUGAAGCGGAAGGCGGAGGAGGGGGAGGGGGAUGGGGAGGACGAUGAGGUGAUUGUAUUGGGGGAGAUUAAGGAGGGGUUCGUCGAUGCGGUGAAGGAGAUUAAAGCCGUCUCGGCUGGGUCGACCAUCAUCGUGAUUGAUAAGGCGGACGAGGACGCCGUGGAUGUCGCGAAGCAGCUGACGUCAGCGGGCUUUAAGCAGGUCUUCGCCGUCGCGGGAGGAGCGGACGCGUGGCAGGAGGCGGGGCUGCCCUGGAAGAAGCCGGGCUUCCGCCUGCCCACGCCUGUCCUCCCUGUCCUCCCUAAAAUCAACCUCGGUAUCAACCUGGAGGAGUCCGUGUCUACAGUGAAGGAGGUCUUCAGCAGCGUUGAGACCGGAGCAUCAACAGCAGCGUCGGCAGCAGCGUCAGCAGCGCCUGCUGCCAUCGGCAUUCUCGCUGCUGCCGGGCUCUCCGUAGCAGUCAUUGCGGAGGGAGAGGCGCUCAUUACUCUGGUCGCCUCGGUGGCUCUCGUGCAGUUCAUCGCCACCAAGCUGCUCUUCGCCAAGGAUCGCGAGCAAACCUUGGCGCAGCUGCGCAAGUACCUGCCAGAGGGUGCCGACUUCCCGGCUCUCAGCCCUCCUCAGGAAAUCGCUGCAACUGAAACCCCUGCUCUCAGCCCGCCUAAGGAGACAGUUGCUGCCACCACCACUGCUCCUCCUGCACCUGCUCCUGCUCCUGCUCCUGCUGCAUCUCCUGCUCCCGCUGCUGCUGCUUCUGCUCCCGCUGUGGCUGCAAAGCCUGCAGCAGCUGCAGCAUCAGCCUCCCCUCCAGCCAUUCCCGCUCCCUCACCUGCUGCUGCUGCUGCUGCUGCUGCUGCUGCCGCUGCCUCUGCCCCUGUCUCCCCUGCUCCUGCUGCUCCUGCUCCCCCUGCUGCUGCUCCUGCUCCUCCUGCCGCUCCUGCUGCUGCUACUCCUGCUGCUCCCGCUCCUCCUCCUCCUGCUGCUGCUGCUGCUGCUGCACCCAAGGCCGAGUCAGGCGUAUCUGACCUACCCUACGCCAACCGUCCUCUCUCUCCCUACGCCCUGUACCCCGACCUCAAGCCACCCACAUCGCCUUGCCCAUCCCCCCCCACUCCUCCCUCCUCCAAUGAUACUGCCGUUGCCGAGCCUCCUGCCAAGCCUGCUGCUGAACCUGCUGCCGGGGCACCCGCUGCCGCAGCAGCAGUUGAAGCACCAGCAGCAGCAACAUUGCCAGCAGCAGCAGCAGUUGAAGCACCAGCAGCAGCAGCAGUGCCAGCAGCAGCAGCAACUCCGGCAGCAGUUGAACCUGCCCCGGUUGCACCUGUCUCAGAUCUACCCUAUGCCAACAGGCCUCUCUCUCCCUAUUCCCUGUACCCGGAUCUCAAGCCACCCACCUCACCAUGCCCAUCCCCCCCCACUCCUCCCGCCUCCAAUGCUGCCAUUAUUGCCGAGCCUCCUGCCAAGCCUGCUGCCGAGCCUCCUGCCAUGCCACCCACCCCUGCACCAGCUGUAGUAGAAGCACCAGCAGCAGCAGCACCUGCAGCAGUUGAACCUUCCCCAGUUGCGCCUGUCUCAGACCUGCCCUAUGCCAACAGGCCUCUCUCCCCCUACUCCCUGUACCCGGACCUGAUGCCCCCCACGUCACCAACCCCCUCCCCACCAACUCCCCUCUCAUCAACCACUGCUGCCAAACCUGCUGAGGUUUCAGCCCCAGCUGCCGAGCCUGCUGCCGCACCUGCUGCCGCACCUGCCGCCGUGCCUGCUGCUGACCCUGCACCCGUCGCUUCGGCGCCUGCCGUGGCUGUUGACCCGGCUGUAGCAGCAGCAGGAGCGGCAGCUACAGUUGCUGCAGCUGGUGCUACAUCCGCUGCUGCUGCUGCCACUGCCGCUGUGGCUGCUGCUGUGGCAGAAUCUACAGCCUUGCCUGCCCCUGUGACGCCCCUUUCCCCAUACUCCCAGUAUGAGGAUCUCAGGCCUCCAACCUCCCCUUCCCCAGCAGCACCUGUCUCUUCUGCCGCUGCUGCAGCAGCUGCUGCCGCCACCACUGCUGCUGCUGUCUCUGCCGCUGCUGCUGCCCCUUCCCCCACUCCUGCUGCUGCUGCUGCUGCACCAGCCACUGUAGCUGCGGCUACACCUGUAGUUGAUGCUGCUACUGCGGCUGCUGCUGCUGCCGCCACUGCCACCGCUGCUGCUGCCACUGCUGCUGCUGCAACUGCAGCAACUACUGCUACGGCUGCUGCUGCUCCUGCUCUGGCUCCCCCGAUCGCUUCCCCUGCUCCUGCUGCCGAGCCUGUGAACCCUGUAGCUGCGCUGGUUGAUGCUGCUACCGCGGCUGCUGCUCUUGCUGCCACUGUCUCUGCCGCCGCUGCCACUGCCGCUGCUGCUUCUGCCACAGCUGCCGCUGCUGCAGCUGCUCCAAACUCGUCGGAUCUGCCUUAUGCCAAUCGACCCCUCUCUCCCUAUCCUACGUACCCGGAUCUGAAGCCUCCCACCUCCCCAUCUCCUCUCCAGCCCUAAGCAGCCCCUCUUAAAGCCUCUCCAUCUCGACCCACAAGAUUAUCCAGCACCUACUUCUACAGUAAAGCCACCAUCCUGAGUCUUCUAGCUGGAAUGCUACCCGUAGAUUAUCUUGUUAAUGUUGUUAUUUGAAGGGCACCUUUGUUGGUGCCUGGUAUAGGGGCAAAUGUAGCUAUGGACAUUUAGCUGUAGCAAUUUGCACACUUUUUAGUGAAGGUGUGCUUCGGACAUGCACAUGAUGUCACGUAUGGUA
Molecule: messenger RNA, 4096 nt
Organism: Closterium sp. NIES-67
Lineage: Eukaryota; Viridiplantae; Streptophyta; Zygnematophyceae; Desmidiales; Closteriaceae
Source: the annotation of a GenBank genome assembly